GCUCAGUCAAUUUUUUUCAGUAUUGUUUUUACACCAACAACAACUUGUCUGUGUCAUCGUCAUCGUCUCUCACUUGGAAUAAAAUAAGAGAAAAAAAACUUUAGCCACAAUGAGUGUUUACGAUGAUAUUAAGUUAUACAGUUUACAUGACAAAUUUAUAAUUCAACCAAAGGAUAGCGUCGAAGAGUUGAUUAUCAAUCGAAUAAAUGGCACUGUCACGGUUCAAGGCAUCACCAAUCAGUACUACGACAGUCGCACACUGCGGAAAGUAUGCGGCAUUUUGGGAACGAUUAAGUUGAUCAGUGGCCAAUACUUGGUGGUGGCAACGCAUCGUGAAUUUGUGGGUGUUAUCAAUAAUCAGGUUAUAUGGCGUUUGGCUGGACAUGAAUUGAUACCAUUUAUUCCAUCAUUGAUUCACUUAUCAGACACUCAGAAAGUUCAAAAUGAAACAUAUUUGUCGAUGAUUAACCAAACAUUGAACACGCCAUUUUUCUACUUUUCCUACACUUACGAUCUAACGCAUACUCUUCAGAGAUUGAGUGCCAUGGGCCCAAACUUUCAUGAGUCGGGUAUGGCACAACGAGCUGACCGUCGAUUCAUGUGGAACGGACAUUUGCUGAAAGAUUUCCUAACACCAUCGCUCCGACGAUUCUGUUUGCCUAUCAUUCACGGCUUCAUUUCGAUAAAUCAAGUGAACGUAAACAACAGCACCUUCACAUGGGCUUUGAUUUCAAGACGUUCCAUUCAUAGAGCUGGUACGCGUUUCUUCCGUCGUGGUAUCGAUAAAGAUGGGGAUUGUGCAAACUUCGUUGAAACCGAGCAAAUUGUCGAAUAUUUGAACGAUAAAAUUUCAUUUGUACAAAUUCGGGGCAGCAUUCCGUUGUACUGGUCACAGAGUCCAGAUAUUCGCUAUAAGCCAUCAUUAAAUAUCGACUUGACAAAGGAGCACCUAUCUGCUGCUCUUAAGCAUGCCGAGACAAUGCUUAAAACCUACGGUCGACAUGUUUAUGUGAAUUUGAUCGAUCAUCGUGGCAAAGAAGAAUUACUGGCGAAAGGUUUUUCGAAUCUAAUCAAUCAGCUAGGGUUACCGAAUAUCCGUUAUGAAUCGUUUGAUUUCCACGCUGAAUGCCGUAAAAUGCAAUGGCAUCGUUUGAACAUCUUAAUCGAUCGAUUGGCUCAUGAGCAAGACGAAAUGGGUGUAUUCCAUGUGAAAACUGAUGGCACAGUCAUUUCAACGCAAUCUGGAGUAUUCCGGACCAAUUGCAUCGAUUGUUUGGAUCGUACGAAUGUGGUGCAAAGUAUGCUGGCCAGACGCUCUCUACAACAAGUGUUGGAAAAACUGAAUAUCCUAUCGCUUGGACAAUCGAUUCAAUCGGUUAUCACAUUCGAUUCGCUGUUCAAAAACGUAUGGGCUGAUAAUGCCGACUUGAUUUCGGUGCAGUACUCGGGCACCGGAGCUUUGAAGACGGAUUUCACCAGAACUGGAAAACGAACCAUUCAAGGGGCUUUGCAAGAUGGUGUCAAUUCGAUGACACGGUAUAUUAAGAACAAUUUUAGCGAUGGAUUUCGACAGGAUGCCAUCAAUCUGUUCCUUGGUAAUUACGUCAUCCAAGAUAGUGAAGGAAAACUCAUUCCUUGCCCAUUGGAAGUACAAAAAGGAUGGAAACAAGCCACGUUUCCGUCCGUUUUAGUGUUUGCCAUUGCAAUGUUCUGCGCAUCGGUAAUUCUACCGCAAGAGUAUAAUACGGAGAACAUGUUGUUCAUGCUAUUUUGGGGCAGUAUGGUUGGCAUAACAUUCAAGGGAAUAUUACGCUUUGGGUCUGAGUUUGUUGACUUCCCGAAACUCUUGCCGUGCGUCGACCAAAAUAAUGCAAACAAAAUAUUAUAGUUUAAAUAGCAGAAGCACUUAGAUGCUUUAUUCCAAGUAACCAGAGGGCAGCUUAUGUUAAAAUCAACACUCAUAUAACUAGAGUAACGGCCCAAAGCAUAGCGAAACUAAGCGUAUAAAUCACCUCCAUAGCAGAUAGUAAUAAUAUUAAUGUACCACGUAUAUUCCGUUUCUUUUGACAAUCGACAAUUCCAUUUUGAAAACAAUAUUCUUCACUUUUCCAUUGAAUGUUUCUUUUCGAUGUGAUUUGAAAGGGAGAGGGAGAAAAUUCAAGUCAAAGCCAUUUGAAAGUAGUUUUUUUCGUAUUUAAUUUUUUUAUUAUAUUGCCUGUCAGAUUUUUUUAAGCUAGCUGUUCAAUUGUAAAUAUUCUAAUUGAAUUUUCGAACGUUUCUUAAAAAUCAACAUUUAUUUCGAAAAACAAAAAAAAUAAUAAAUGUGGACUGGUUAAGCCAAAA
Molecule: messenger RNA, 2343 nt
Organism: Sitodiplosis mosellana (orange wheat blossom midge)
Lineage: Eukaryota; Metazoa; Arthropoda; Insecta; Diptera; Cecidomyiidae
Gene: Sac1
Product: phosphatidylinositol-3-phosphatase SAC1
Exons: 10
Coding region: 110-1888 (592 amino acids)
Biological process (GO): phosphatidylinositol dephosphorylation
Cellular component (GO): endoplasmic reticulum
Molecular function (GO): phosphatidylinositol-4-phosphate phosphatase activity
Source: RefSeq, a predicted model, not a curated record